CGCGAGCCGAGCCGCCACCUCCGUUUCAUCAGCUCGGCUGCGAAUCCCCGGCAACCUCCCUCGAAGCUUCCUCCGCCGGUUGCCGGCUGGGCCUCGAACCUGCGAGAAGCUUCCGGCGCCGGCCCACCGAGCACCGCAAUGGCGUCCACCGGCGGAGCGGCCAUCUCGGCGGGGCCCACGCCGCCGUCGGCAACUGCGACGUCGGUGGAGUGGCACCAGCGGCCGCCGAACCCGAAGAACCCGGUGGUGUUCUUCGACGUCACCAUCGGGUCCAUCCCUGCCGGCCGCAUCAAGAUGGAGCUCUUCGCCGACAUCGCCCCCAAAACCGCCGAGAACUUCCGACAGUUCUGCACUGGCGAGCACAGAAAAAAUGGUUUGCCACAGGGUUUUAAGGGCUGUCAAUUCCAUAGAGUGAUCAAAGAUUUCAUGAUUCAGGGUGGUGACUUCUUGAAGAAUGAUGGUACUGGAUGCAUAUCAAUCUACGGUACCAAAUUUGAUGAUGAGAAUUUUAUUGCAAAGCAUACGGGGCCUGGACUGCUCUCAAUGGCAAACAGUGGAGCUAACUCUAAUGGAUCUCAGUUCUUUAUAACAUGUGCAAAGUGUGACUGGCUGGACAACAAACAUGUGGUCUUUGGGAGAGUGCUCGGGGAUGGUCUACUUGUUGUGAGGAAGAUUGAAAAUGUUGCCACUGGACCGAACAACCGACCAAAGCUUGCCUGCAUUAUAAGCGAGUGCGGUGAAAUGUAACAUGAUCCCUGAAUGCAGCUAAUCGUGCACUCUUGAUGCUGCUGAUGUAGACCCUGUUUGGUUGAUGAACGCACUGGAGGAGUGGAAACAAUAUAGAGCAUUGAUCAAAGUACUGAAGCAUGUCGAAAUUGACACUGAUCGAGUUGUACCGUUUCUACACAAUCUGUAGAACAAUAUUCGAAACAAGAAUUUAAUGUUCCUGUUUGACA
This is a messenger RNA of Panicum hallii, 956 nucleotides long. RefSeq names its product peptidyl-prolyl cis-trans isomerase CYP22. The coding region runs from base 139 to 747 and encodes 202 amino acids. Gene Ontology annotation, cellular component: intracellular membrane-bounded organelle. The record is from RefSeq and is a predicted model, not a curated record. Gene Ontology annotation, molecular function: peptidyl-prolyl cis-trans isomerase activity. Lineage: Eukaryota; Viridiplantae; Streptophyta; Magnoliopsida; Poales; Poaceae. Gene Ontology annotation, biological process: protein peptidyl-prolyl isomerization; protein folding. The transcript has 7 exons.